This is a messenger RNA of Mesorhabditis spiculigera, 1464 nucleotides long. Lineage: Eukaryota; Metazoa; Nematoda; Chromadorea; Rhabditida; Rhabditidae. The record is from the annotation of a GenBank genome assembly.
AUGGUAGAAGGCGAUGACGGGAAUUUCUAUUGUACAGCCUAUACGGAAGAGGGAUUCACCGAGGUCCAAUUCCUCUUCCGUGCCUACUUAAUGCCGGCCACAUACCUCUUCGGCAUCCUCGCAAAUCUCAUUAAUGUCAUCGUCUUCUCACACAAAAAGAUGCGUAACCAACUCGUCAAUUGGUUCUUCCUGGCCCUUUCACUGUCAGACAUUUGCGUCUUAUUUUCAUCAUUCUUCGUCUUCUCCCUCCCAGUAUAUGCAGAAGCUUCCGGAGAUCCAGCUCUACUCCGAUUAUCAGCAUUCCUUAUCGUAUAUUCAUACCCAAUUGCGCAGACUUCUUUGACGAUGUCGGUCUAUUUGACAAUUGUCGUCUCAGCGCAUCGAUAUCUAGGCGUAUGCCAUCCAUUUUUGAUACGACGAAUAUCGAAUCGAAGCGUAGUCCGAGGCGUCAUCGCGUUUGCAGUGAUCUUUGCCAUUGCAUUCAACAUACCUCGAUGGCUUGAGCUUGAAUAUAUGCCGUGUCGGAAUAAUGAGACGAUGAGCGAGACACUUGUUGUAAUGCCGACAGCUGUCAUGAUUGGUCCGUUAUAUACCUUGAUCUAUCGGAAUGCUGCGUAUACGAUCAUCAUGUUUUUCCUACCAUUCGCCGUGCUGAUUGUGCUCAAUGUGCGCAUUGUCAAUACACUCAGAAUGUCGCAUAGAUUGCGGCGCCAGAUGACCGUGCAGCAAGGCUCGAGUAAAUCGCGUCUAUCUGGGGUGAAACCAACUGAAGGCUCAAUCAUCGAUAAAGAGCGUAAAGGACUCCAGAUGAAAGGAGCCGUUGUACUACCAGAACGUCGCGACCACGGGGUGACCAUCAUGCUGGUGGCGAUGACUUGCGAAUUUUUGCUGUUCAAUCUGCUUGCUUUCACCAACAAUAUUCUCGAGUUGAUCGGAGCCAUCGGUACAACCCCUUUGGAAACGUUGCUAGUUGAGGUCUCAUCCCUACUCGUUAAUAUUAAUGGUGCAUCAACCAUUGUCAUCUACAUGAUCUUUGGCAGCAAGUAUAGAACCAUCUUUUUAAAGUACCUCGCCGGGUCCGGGUUCUCGCGUUUCGUGUCCCAGAAUGCGGGGGCGCCCUCGCUUUUUUCGAUGGGUCCCAACGAGACGACCCAGCUGCUCGUGACCUCAACCACUAAUGACCGUUCCCGGGGUCGAAGGUCGGUGCCCGCCCUGACUGCCCAGCGGUCAGCCAGCAUAGUCGCUGCAGAGCAGAGGAAGUUCUCGAUGCGAGAAGAGGUCACACCCGCUGCCGGGCGUGGCUGUUUGAGAAGGAGUACGGUAUCGAGGCUCGGAUCAGUGCCCAGCACCGCCACAAGGACAUACCGACUCGACUCGGUGCCCGAACAACCCGGUUCGCCCAUGAUUGCUCAUCAAAUUUCCACAACCUCAUCGUCGUCAAGUGUCAUCCAAUUUCAACGCGUA